This is a messenger RNA of Rhododendron vialii, 645 nucleotides long. Its product is annotated as protein FAR1-RELATED SEQUENCE 5-like. The record is from RefSeq and is a predicted model, not a curated record. The transcript has 2 exons. Gene Ontology annotation, biological process: regulation of DNA-templated transcription. The coding region runs from base 1 to 645 and encodes 214 amino acids. NCBI's taxonomy places the organism in Eukaryota, Viridiplantae, Streptophyta, Magnoliopsida, Ericales, Ericaceae.
AUGCAUAGGUCACAUAACACAAACAACUCAAACAAUCCGAACUCGACUCGCUAUCCACAAUGUGAAUGCCCAUUUGAAUUGAAAGCUGUAAAGGGCAAGGAUGGUUGGACCGUCUCUAUCCACAAUGGCACUGAUAACCAUACUCUAGGGGUGUGCUUGGAGGGCCAUUCGUAUGCCGGGAGGUUGUUGUCAGAGCAGACUAGCACGGUGGUUGAUUUGUCAGUCUCUUUGGUGAAACCUAGAGAAAUCCUAACCCAUUUGAAGGUUCAAGAUCUUGAGAACGUAACGCCUAUCAAAGCCGUGUAUAAUUUGUUUUGGUCUCCCCCAUCUGCCGGGGAGAUAUUACGUGCUUUUUCUCGAGUGUUAAUGAUGGAUUGCACAUACAAGACAAAUAAGUACAAGUUUUUUUUGGUUCAAAUUGUUGGUGUAACAUCGCCAAAGAUGACUUUUUGUGCAGCGUUUGCUUUCAUGAAAUGUGAGAAAACGGAAAACUACACUUGGGUCUUAGAGAAGCUAAAAGGCAUGAUGGAUCCCAACAUGCUUCCAUCCGUUACUGUCAUGGAUAGGGAGUUGGCGCUUAUGAAUGCCAUCACAAAUGUUUUCCCUCAUGCUACCAACUUCCUAUGUAGGUGGCAUAUUGGCUAG